GUGUGUGUGUGUGUGUGACUUAAAAGCAACAAGACUUAUAAGCAACGCACAAAACGCUAAAAUAACGAACUCUCCAUUUUCUGGGAAACAAAUAAUUGUCGUGAUACACUGGUGAGAGGGAAAGACGAAUAGCUAAGCCAGAAGAUCGGGAAACGAUAAGCGGGGAUAGACGAUCUAGAUAGAGUGAGGAAACUCGACUAACAUAUAACGACUGAUGGAGAAUUACCAUGAAAAGUGGAAAGGAAAGAAAAUGAGAAAAAAGAUCUCGGUCACUAGUGCGCGUUUGCCUAGCAUAGAGACAUUCGAAAUUGUGCCAUAAACUCGGUAGAAAUAAUCACUAUCUCGUAGAUACACAUAUACAUCGAAUUAGAUUUGAAAUUUGAUCAACUACACAUGUUUACGUCAGGGGUCGCGAUAACGUUGCUUUAUAUCGCUUGUGUAUUGGUGCACUGUACUCAUCAAAAUAAUAAUGCGGUAUCGAACGGAGCGUUUAUACGAAAAUGUCGCUUCGAUAACGUCGAUGGCAUCAACGAUCAUCAAAGUCGUUGUAAUUUCAAAAAUACGUUGACGAUAACUCUACACGAUAUGCUUGGUAACGGUAACGUAUCUGGCACGCGACCUGUCGUAUGGCCUGUAUCGGAAGCGAAUCUACUCAGUUCAUUUCAAUGUUUUCCAUUGACACGCACACGCGUAAAUAUUCAAUGAAUAUUAAUUUACUUAUCCGGUUUACUCAUCCGGAAUCCGUUUCCUACU
Molecule: messenger RNA, 753 nt
Organism: Bombus impatiens (common eastern bumble bee)
Lineage: Eukaryota; Metazoa; Arthropoda; Insecta; Hymenoptera; Apidae
Exons: 2
Coding region: 394-705 (103 amino acids)
Source: RefSeq, a predicted model, not a curated record